CGUCACUCCGUCAAUCAAUUGUCCAUGGCAAAGAUUACGACGAUUACAGUACAUAUCUGUUGUCGGCCGCCGUCACAUCAUAUCUUUAAUCAUCUCAACGCACGCCCCCUGGACCAGGAACGGCAAUCUAUCAAUCAGGAGGCGACCGGGAUCCCGCCCGUGCUAGGAAUUGCACUGUAACUUUACGUCGGGCUGAGCGAUUGUCUCAGGGCCCACGAUCCAGGCACGCGAGCAACACACGGCACCAAGCGAGCCGCACAAUGCCGAACGAGAAGGGCGGCGUGGAGUGGAAAUGUAAAAGACGCAUUGCUGGGAGUCAACAAGACACGCGUGUGAUGAGCACGAACAAUUUCCUCUUUGAAAAC
Molecule: messenger RNA, 365 nt
Organism: Ilyonectria robusta
Lineage: Eukaryota; Fungi; Ascomycota; Sordariomycetes; Hypocreales; Nectriaceae
Exons: 1
Coding region: 25-180 (51 amino acids)
Source: RefSeq, a predicted model, not a curated record